Colletotrichum acutatum is the source of this 580-nucleotide messenger RNA. RefSeq lists its product as uncharacterized. The record is from RefSeq and is a predicted model, not a curated record. Bases 8 to 580 code for a protein of 190 amino acids. The transcript has 3 exons. Lineage: Eukaryota; Fungi; Ascomycota; Sordariomycetes; Glomerellales; Glomerellaceae.
CGGGGGGAUGGUCAUAGCAGAAAGAGUGCCAGCACCAAUUAUGGGUGAUCAAAUGGGAAGACAGUGUGGUUCCCUCCCAUCCAGCGACUAUCAAGUGCAAGCAACAUGCGUAUCGGAGCAGAGGCUCUGUCGUGAAGAUAUCCGUACAAAAGACACCAAUCUUAUUUGGCCAAGCCUCGGUACCUUGCCGUGGAUCGGUGACAUCAAGCAGCGGGUCGGCCAGCUGCAAGACCAAAUAUCCCCAGAGACAAGCUGUCAGUCUACAGGUACCUUGAUCAAGCCCAGUCCACCUCGCAACACCUCAAUCUUCCAUUCAUCCCCCCGAUAUUUCCUCUUUCUCACUCCUCAAACCUCCUCAUCCUCUUCCACCUUUAUGCUCAUCGUCCCCGAUCCCCGUCCCUCCAUUCCACCUUGCGACACCCGCGACGCCGAGCAGGGACACGGUACCUCGGCCACUCGUUGCGACUCAGAAAAGUCGCCGGACGUUUCCUCCCCGCCCAAUCACCUCGCGGUACCUUACCUAGCUAAGGCAGGCAGGGACGAUCCAAGUCAAAUCGCCACCACCUCAAGCUUACCUUAG